GAUAGGAUAGCGCAAUGUACCGGUAUUUGAAAAAGAAUUUCGAGAAUAGUUUUUGAGCACGAUACUGAGAGCAACGUACUGACAGCAUGGUAUCUUGAUCGCUUUCGAGUCAUAAGUUGCUGAGAAGCUUGUGUAUACGAGCAUAGCCGCAUUCCAGACACCUUGUUCGGCCAAUGACUCAUUCAUGUUCACCAGAAGCACAAGAUCAAACGAUCUUACGGAUUGUAUGAUUUGAUCAUGCUCUUUAUAACAGCCUUGAGAUCAUUGCUGUCCUUUGAGUCUUGUAAGUAGGGAAGCAAAACGUUCAACACGGCAUAUGGUAGCUUUACUACACCCACGACAAAGCCUACAGACGCGACAAUGGCGAAACCGACAUCACAGAAAUUGGUGAAGCUUGAUGGGAGAACUGGUGAAGGUGGGGGGCAACUUGUUAGGAUCGCGGUUUCACUAGCUGCUCUGACCGGGACUCCUCUCAUAAUCACGAAUGUGAGAGGUAACAGAUUCGGUAAAAGGAAUGGCGGUCUGAAAUCACAGCACGUUUCUGCUAUUAAAUGGCUCGCGAAAAUUACAUCUGCCGAGACAAGCGGAUGUUUCGUUGGAAGCAAGACAAUUGAGUUUAAGCCUAGCUCUUCUCAUCAUUAUACGGUUGAUAGAGAUAUCAAUAUCGAUGCAAAUUCCGCGUCCAGCAUUCUACUUGUACUUCAGGCAAUUCUUCCCGUCCUUUUAUUUGCAAAUAAUGCCGCGGCCCUUCCAAUCAGGCUCUCGAUCAAAGGAGGGACUAAUGGGAGUUUCUCUCUAUCAUAUGAGUAUCUCGAUCAAGUGCUAUUACCAACCCUUGAAAGGUUCGGUAUUUAUGUAGAGCGACAACUCAAAGUUAGAGGAUGGUCACAUGGACCUCUGAAACUGGGCCAUGCAGAGUUUAAGAUACAUCCCACACCUUUAGGCCAGUCUCUGAAAGUCCCAAAUUGGCCAACUGAACGUGGAAGCGUGAAGGAAAUAGAUAUCUCGAUCCUAGUACUUGAGACACUUCAGGAACCGCUUGAAACUUCCUUGGCUACACAUAUUAAGCAACGCUUUCCUGAAGCAAAGAUCAAUAUUGUUCUAAGAGAGAAUACGCAUCGGAUAUACACACUUUUAGUAGCUCAUACCUCUACUGGACUAAGAUUUGGGCGCGAUUGGUUGUACGAUAGAAAGACAAAGGAUAGGACCCCAGAAGACAUAUCGGCCGACAUAGCAGAGAAGGUAGUUGAAGACCUUAAUGCGGAGUUUGAAAAGGGUGGUUUAGUAGAUGAGUAUCUUCAAGAUCAACUGGUUAUUUUUCAAGCACUUGCUGAUGGUCGAUCAACAAUCUUGGGACAUGAGCUCUCGCCUGAUCUAAAAAGUCGCCCGGAUCGUACGGACGAGCCUUUUGGGGAUGGGAGUAAACAUACCACUACUGCUAGAUGGGUUGCUAAUCAAAUGCUUCCGCAUUUGAAGUGGUAUGAUAACGGGCAAACAUGUGAGGGAGUUGGUUGGAAAAUCAAUGCUAGCAAUUCUACUGUGCCGCCUAAUGAUUCUUGAUGGGAUUUAUCAGUUUAUUAUAUAAAAAAAAACAGAAUUGCCAAAUGAUCUCA
This is a messenger RNA of Botrytis cinerea B05.10, 1613 nucleotides long. RefSeq lists its product as hypothetical. Gene Ontology annotation, cellular component: nucleus. Bases 361 to 1560 code for a protein of 399 amino acids. NCBI's taxonomy places the organism in Eukaryota, Fungi, Ascomycota, Leotiomycetes, Helotiales, Sclerotiniaceae. Gene Ontology annotation, molecular function: RNA-3'-phosphate cyclase activity. Gene Ontology annotation, biological process: RNA processing. The record is from RefSeq and is a predicted model, not a curated record. The transcript is spliced from 3 exons.